GUAUCUUAUUUAAGAGUGAAUAUAAUUUUAUGAACAUGAAAAUUCUAACCUGAGACAGGUCCACACGUAUAAUGGAUUGGAGGAACGAAGAAAUCGAUCAGUCGAGUGUCGACAGUUUCUCAGGGGAUGAAAAAGGUCUCGUGAAAUCUAAAAGUUAUGUGAAUCUCCCUGGGUUAGAAGAUCGUGAUAAUCGCUUUGAAGGAAAUAAGGAAUCCAAGUGCUUCACUUCUGGGUUUGAAAAUUUGAAACUCGACGCUGGAAUAAAUCACGAAAUUGAUAGAAGUCCCUUUCCUGAAUCUAAGGUUGCAAAAACUUCACCCUUUGAGUAUAAAUUUGAAGCCAAAGCCCCCCUUUGUGGUUUUCGAAACCAUGAAAAAUGUUGCUAUCGACUCGUAAUUCAAGGGGCGGAAAUUUCGAAUUAUCAGGGCACAUUGCACUCGCCAGAGGAUGUGGCUCCCUGCUGGAAAAAAGAUUCGCGGAUGUGGCUUUGGAAAUCUGUUCGCUACGCUCGUAGGAAAAACAAAAUAAAAUGCUCAGUGAAUCAAAAUUUGUUGAAGAACCGACUUGACGUUUACAAACAACGUGGAGGUCCUUCAGAAAGGAUAAAUUGAAUCAAAUAUGAAUAUCUAAUUUUUUAUUAAUUUCAUUUUUUAUUGAUUUCAUUUUAUGCUGAUCUAAUAUUUAUUUUAUCAGGUCUUUUUAAUUUUAUUUAUUUGAUAAAUUUCAAGAUUAGAAAGUUAUAUAAAUAUGCAAUCUUUAUUCCUUUGUAACCUGCACUUUUAUAAUAUUUAGUAUGAAAUUCCAACAGAAAAAAGUCACAUAAUUUU
Belonocnema kinseyi is the source of this 827-nucleotide messenger RNA. RefSeq lists its product as uncharacterized. The record is from RefSeq and is a predicted model, not a curated record. NCBI's taxonomy places the organism in Eukaryota, Metazoa, Arthropoda, Insecta, Hymenoptera, Cynipidae. The coding region runs from base 72 to 611 and encodes 179 amino acids. The transcript is spliced from 4 exons.